Messenger RNA from Puccinia triticina, 633 nucleotides. RefSeq lists its product as uncharacterized. The record is from RefSeq and is a predicted model, not a curated record. Gene Ontology annotation, cellular component: Golgi apparatus; membrane. Gene Ontology annotation, molecular function: SNAP receptor activity. NCBI's taxonomy places the organism in Eukaryota, Fungi, Basidiomycota, Pucciniomycetes, Pucciniales, Pucciniaceae. The transcript is spliced from 5 exons. The coding region runs from base 1 to 633 and encodes 210 amino acids. Gene Ontology annotation, biological process: endoplasmic reticulum to Golgi vesicle-mediated transport.
AUGAAAGUCCUCUCGAUACAAAUCCUGGCCAUCCAAAAACCGCACCAGCCACCUGCAAUCCCGGUCGCUCAAGCUUCUGAUUUAUCUUCAUUUGGCUUUCUUCAACGGGGAAGCAUCGGCGAAUUUUUAAAUUUCUUUUCAAAAACAGUUGCCGAAAGAACCGCAUCAGGCCAACGACAAUCAGUCCAGGAGAACAACUAUACAGCGCACGCCUAUCUUCGGCCGACCGAGAACCUGAUAGGCAUCAUCAUAACCGAUGACGAAUAUCCUGUCCGAGUAGCGUUCUCCUUGUUGAACAAGUUACUAGACGAAUUCACCACGAAAAUCCCCGAAGCUAAAUGGAAAGCAGCCAUCGCUAAUCCUUCCAAUUCGUCUUCGCCACCAAACCUCGGCUUCACUGCGGUCGAUGAAUAUUUGGUCAAGUAUCAAGACCCCAAGCAGGCUGAUACGAUUUUGAAAGUUCAACAAGAACUAGAUGAAACCAAGAUCGUGCUUCACAAAACAAUCGAGUCUGUAUUGGAAAGAGGAGAGAAAUUGGAUAGCUUGGUCGAACGUUCAAACGCCUUGAGUAGUCAAUCGAAAAUGUUUUACAAGACUGCCAAAAAACAAAAUUCAUGCUGUCUCAUUGUCUAG